Messenger RNA from Populus nigra (black poplar), 2677 nucleotides. Its product is annotated as serine/threonine protein phosphatase 2A 59 kDa regulatory subunit B' gamma isoform. Gene Ontology annotation, cellular component: protein phosphatase type 2A complex. Bases 683 to 2308 code for a protein of 541 amino acids. Lineage: Eukaryota; Viridiplantae; Streptophyta; Magnoliopsida; Malpighiales; Salicaceae. The record is from RefSeq and is a predicted model, not a curated record. Gene Ontology annotation, biological process: signal transduction. Gene Ontology annotation, molecular function: protein phosphatase regulator activity. The transcript is spliced from 2 exons.
AACGUAGAGGAGGAACUAAUGGUAAUUUGAACUAAUCUUUUUGCCCUGACAAGAAAACCAAAUACCAACCUGUUUUCAGUCCUGGGUUUCGAUUUCCUAUGUUUUUGUUUUUGUGCUCUCUCAAAUCUUCCUUCUCCUAAACUUUGCACACAAAGCAAGAAACAGAGAGAGAGAGAGAGAGUCUCAUCUCUCCAUUGGCUAUUUCUGUAAAAUGCAACUACCAUUUUCCUUUUGUUUUUUUGUCUCUUAUGGGUUUUUAAUUUGACUUUUGUUUUUGAUAACCUUGUUCAUGUUAUCUCCCUCUCUCUCUCUCUGAAAUCAAGUUGUGGGUUUUAUCAAUCUCAGAUCAAAUAUCUAGGGUUUUCUCGGAUCUCUCUGUUCAUGUCAUCAAUUUAAGUAAUUCCCUCCUCCGUAUACGAAAUUAGGCAAUUCCUCAAGUGGGUUUUUUUUUUCUUGCUUUGUUGAUGAAUCCUGAGGUAGGAGUUUGGAUUUUAAGAGCCUUACAUGCGCAGCCUCGUUUGAUUUUUCUUUUUUUAAUUUACUAAUUUGACUAGGCUUCUGUUGCCUAGCUGUGAAAAAUGUAUUGAAUUUGAGGUGUUUAAAAGGUGGAGACUUUGGAUUUUUUUGGGUGGGAAUAGAUUAGGAUUAGUGUUGGGGUUUGGGUUUUGGCUUAGCAGCAGAAAUGAUCAAACAAAUACUGGGUAAGCUACCUCGAAAACCCUCAAGAUCAUCGAGUAACGACUCAAACAAUGAUGGUGGACUCAAUGCCCACUCGUCUUUGAACUCAUCCCACGGAGCGAAUUCCAUUAACAACUCAAAGCCCUCUUCCAAUUCAUCCAAAACUUCGAAUCCGAGUUUGGGCGCUUCACGCUUGAACAAUGGGAUCCUGGCACCGAAUAGCAAGAUGAAUCAAGGGAAAAAGUCAGCUCCCCAGUUGGGUCCUGUGAUGAUUUCUGGGGUUUAUGAGGCAUUGCCUAGCUUUCGUGAUGUUCCUAAUUCAGAGAAGCCGAAUCUCUUUAUUAAGAAGGUGAACAUGUGUUGCGUUGUGUUUGAUUUUAGUGAUCCCUCUAAGAAUCUAAAAGAGAAGGACAUUAAGAGGCAGACUUUACUUGAGCUUGUUGAUUAUAUUUCAACUGUGACUUCAAAGUUCAAUGAGAUGGCAAUGCAAGAAAUUACAAAGAUGGUGGCAGCCAAUUUGUUCAGAACACUUCCAUCUGCAAACUAUGAUAACAAGAUUCUAGAAAUGUUUGAUCCCGAAGAUGAAGAGCCAGCUAUGGAGCCGGCUUGGCCUCAUCUUCAGAUUGUUUAUGAGUUUCUGCUUAGAUUUGUGGCUUCAUCAGAAACUGAUGCCAAGCUUGCCAAGAGAUACAUUGACCAUUCGUUUGUUCUGAGACUGCUGGACUUAUUUGAUUCUGAGGACCAAAGAGAGAGGGAGUAUUUGAAGACGAUACUCCACCGCAUUUAUGGGAAGUUCAUGGUACAUCGACCAUUCAUUAGGAAGGCUAUCAACAAUAUCUUUUACAGAUUCAUUUUCGAGACAGAGAGGCAUAAUGGGAUUGCAGAAAUGCUUGAGAUAUUGGGAAGCAUUAUUAAUGGGUUUGCUCUGCCAUUGAAGGAAGAGCACAAGCUUUUUCUUGUCCGUGCCUUAAUUCCACUUCACAAGCCAAAGUGUGUAUCGAUGUAUCAUCAACAACUGUCAUAUUGUAUCACUCAAUUCGUGGAGAAAGAUUUCAAGCUGGCUGAUACUGUAAUUCGAGGUCUCUUAAAGUAUUGGCCCAUAACUAAUAGUUCCAAGGAAGUUAUGUUUCUUGGUGAGUUGGAGGAGGUCUUAGAGGCUACUCAGGCAGCAGAAUUUCAGCGGUGCAUGGUUCCUUUAUUCCAUCAAAUUGGACGCUGCCUCAACAGCUCACAUUUUCAGGUUGCAGAACGUGCAUUGUUUUUGUGGAACAAUGAUCACAUAAGAAAUUUGAUCACGCAGAAUCGCAGAGUGAUACUGCCUAUAAUCUUCCCAGCUUUGGAGAGAAACACAAGGGGGCAUUGGAACCAAGCUGUUCAGAGUUUGACCCUGAAUGUCAGGAAGAUAUUCUCCGAUGCUGAUCAGGAACUUUUUGAUGAGUGCUUGGUCAAAUUCGAAGAAGAUGAAGUGAAGCAGAUGGAGACACGGGAGAAAAGAGAAUUAACUUGGAAGCGGUUGGAAGAUUUGGCAACCUCUAAGGCUGUAAGCAAUGAGGCCGUGCUUGUCUCAAGUUCUGUCUCGUCUAUUGCCAUUGCCACUGGAACAAGUCCUCGGACCACUGCAGGUGGUUGAGAGCCUUGACUAGUGUAAAUUAUGAGCUUACCCUCAUGAAGGAAUAUAAGGUGAGACCUGCGAUGUAGGAAUUGUUCAGCCUCACUUCCCAUAGUUCUCUCAUUAGUCCAUACCUGAACAAUGCGGAAAGUGAAUGUUCGGAAUUGAGACACUGAGGUUACUCACCUUUUCGGUUCUAUGCUUGCUCCGUUUUCUUCUUUUCAUCCAUGAAAAUGUAAUUGUGUGUAAUAUAAAGGAUUUGAUUCAUAGAGGUAGCGCUUCUUUGCAUUUCCUACCUGAUAAAAUUUAUUUGCUGUAAUGAUGCAAAGAAGAUUGUUCCUUCUAUGCUUCGACUUUGAUGACUUUCUUAAAAUUAUUAGUUCUUUUAAA